CGGCGGCGGCGCGGCCGGCAGGUGCGGGGUCGAACGCAGCGUGGGUCAGGGUCCGCGUCCCCCGACACCGGGCAGGAGGCCGUGGGGCCGUGAGGCCGGGCCUGGGCCUGGCGGGGUCGGAGCGGCGCGUCUGCCGGACCCUCGGCGCCUCGCCCACGCCCGGCGCAGCCCGCGGACCCCCGCCCGGCGGCGCGGUGGCGAAGGCACCGACCCAGGGCCGGUCCAGCCGGCCGCGCGGAGUAGGCGUGUGGGGAGGACACGCGACACUCCUCGGGAGGCGCCCGCCGCCGUCUAGGCCGGAGGGGAGGGGGUUGGGCCGCGGCCGCCCCCGGGGACACACCCAUUCCGGAGGGGCUGUCACCGCCAGGGCCUCUGAGGGCGGCGGAGGCCGGAGAAGUCCCCUGGAGGGAUGGAAGGGGGCUUGGCCUGGCGCCCCCGCUAGCUUGAUUAGUGACUUUGGGUCCUUGUCUGGGUCCCCCUUCGUCUGCAAAUGGAGGCUCCAGUGGGCUGCUUCGCUGUCUUCUGCUGCCGGAAGGAGCCUGACCCCACUGACUGUCCAGAGCAGAACCCCUGGCAGUGAAUGGACACUCCAGUCUAAACUUUCACCACUUCCCUGCCCCCUGCCCCACUGAGCUGGGCAUGCUUAGACCUCCCCAAGAUUCCCUCCCUGCCGCCGAGUUCGUGGGUAUUGAGAGCUGGGCUGAGCUGAGGCUUGUGUCCAGAGAAGAUGGCAGCCCUUCACACGACUCCAGACUCCCCAGCCAGCCAACUGGAGAGGGCAGAGGAUGGGCUGGAAUGUGAUCCUGAUCCGGAAGAUGAGGAGGAGGAGAAGGGUGAAGAGGCAGAGAUAGAGGAAGAAGAGGAGGAGGAGAUAGUAGUGGAAGAGGAAGACGAGGAAGAGCCGGAGGAGGAGGAGGCAGGGCAUGUGGAGCAGGUGGAGGUGGAGUUGGAGGAGGACGAGACUGUGGAGGAAGUGGUGGCUGAGGAGCAGAGUCUGGAAUUGGGGACCCAGGAGUGCCUUAGCCGUGGUGGUGAUGCCAAGGCCUCAGUUCUCCAGGACAAGGCCAUGCAGGCCCCUCAGGUUCCAGCCGUACUUAGGGAUGAGGACCUGGAGGAGGAGGAGGAGGAGGAACAGGAGGAGGAGGAAGACGACGAGGAAGAUGAUGCCGAUUCCCUGACAGCUGGGUCUCAGGGACUGGUGACCUUUGAAGAUGUGGCUGUGUACUUCUCUCUGGAGGAGUGGGAAAGGCUAGACACAAACCAGCGGGACCUUUACAAGGAGGUCAUGCAGGAGAACUAUGGGAUCCUGGUGUCCUUGGGAUACCCCAUCCCCAAGCCAGAUCUGAUCUUCCGACUCGAGAGAGGAGAGGAACCUUGGGUCCCAGAUAGCCCCCGUCCUGAGGAGGGAGACAUUGUCACUGGUGUCUACACAGGGGCCUGGUUCUGGACUGACGACAUAGAGGACCACGAGGAGGACGAUGAUGAGGACUUCCUGGCGGAGGUGGCUGAGGAGGAGAACGAGCCCCCUGGGCUGUGGUCAGCGGCCUAUGGUGUGGGGGAUGUGCCUGGGACUUGGGGCCCGGAUGACUCGGAUUCAGCGCAGACUCCAGAGGGGUGGGAGCCUGACCCCGGCAGCCUCGGAGUCCUUGCCGAGGGCUCCGAGGUGAAGCCCUUCCUGACAGGCCGGGAACCUGGUGCGAACCUGCUCGUGCCCUGGGCGUUCCCAACUGCGGUGGAAGCUCCAGCCGGGCGACCCGAGACCACGUGCGAUGUAUGCGGCAAAGUGUUCCCACACCGGUCCCGGCUGGCCAAGCACCAGCGCUACCACGCGGCUGUCAAACCGUUCGGCUGCGAUGAGUGUGGUAAGGGUUUUGUGUAUCGCUCGCAUCUGGCCAUCCACCAGCGCACGCACACAGGCGAGAAGCCCUUCCCGUGUCCGGACUGUGGCAAGCGCUUCGUCUACAAGUCGCACCUGGUCACGCAUCGGCGCAUACACACGGGCGAGCGGCCCUACCGCUGCGCCUUUUGUGGCGCGGGCUUCGGGCGCCGCUCCUACCUGGUCACGCACCAGCGCACGCACACGGGGGAGCGCCCCUACCCGUGCCCGCACUGUGGCCGCAGCUUCAGCCAGAGCUCGGCACUUGCGCGGCACCAGGCGGUGCACACGGCCGACCGACCACACUGUUGCCCCGACUGCGGCCAGGCCUUCCGCCUGCGCGCGGACUUCCAGCGCCACCGGCGCGGCGGCGGCUGCAUGGAGCCUGGCGGUGAUGGCACUCGGCGGGAGUCCUGCGAAACGGCGCCCGCGGUGGGGCCCGAGGAUACAGAGGCCGGGCCCGAGGGACUGGAGGCAUCUGAACCUGGCGAGGUGGACGGAGAGGCCGAGGCCGAGGCUGAAGUGAGAGAGGUGGCGGAGACUAGCGCCCCUGGGAGCAAGGAGGAUCCUGAGACGGGCCGGCGGUUUCUCGAGUUGGGCAACGGUCUCGGGGAGGGCGAAGGCCCUUCCUCACAUCCGCUCGGCUUCCACUUUCCGGUGCACCCCAAGUCUUGGUUGCACCCAGACAGUUUCCAGAUCCUGGGCCUCCCGGACUUUGGGGAGCGACUGCCGACCGACGGGCGCCCCUUGCCAGGACCGCUGGCGGGCCGGCUUUCCCUGGUAGAGAGUGCGGGGCUAGCCUGUGACCCUUUCGGCGGCGGUGGGCCCGGGGGCGGAGGCGGCAGCCUGCGUGCAUUUGGGCCCGCUGUUGGGGGUCUGCUGGCUGAGCCGGCGCCUGCUGCGCUGGCCGAGGAGGAGAGCCCAUGGAUCUGCUCUGACUGCGGCAAAACGUUUGGGCGUCGUGCGGCGCUGGCUAAACACCAGCGCUACCAUGCAGGAGAGCGGCCACACCGCUGCGCUGACUGCGGCAAGAGCUUCGUGUACGGCUCACACCUGGCGCGCCACCGCCGCACGCACACGGGCGAGCGGCCCUUCCCGUGCCCCGAGUGCGGCGCGCGCUUCGCCCGCGGCUCACAUCUGGCGGCGCACGUGCGCGGCCACACGGGCGAGAAGCCCUUCGUGUGCGGUGUGUGCGGCGCAGGCUUUAGCCGGCGCGCGCACCUGACGGCUCACGGUCGCGCACACACGGGCGAGCGGCCCUACGCCUGCGGUGAAUGCGGCCGCCGCUUUGGACAGAGCGCGGCACUGACGCGGCACCAGUGGGCACACGCCGAGGAGAAGCCGCACCGCUGCCCCGACUGCGGCAAGGGCUUCGGCCACAGCUCGGACUUUAAGCGGCAUCGGCGCACGCACACGGGCGAGAAGCCCUUUCGCUGCAGCGACUGCGGCCGCGGCUUCGCGCAGCGCUCCAACCUGGCCAAGCACCGGCGCGGCCACACGGGCGAGCGGCCCUUCCCUUGCCCUGAGUGCGGCAAGCGCUUCUCGCAGCGCUCGGUGCUCGUGACGCACCAGCGCACGCACACGGGCGAGCGGCCCUAUGCCUGCACCAACUGCGGCCGCCGCUUUUCGCAGAGCUCGCACCUGCUCACCCACAUGAAGACGCACCGCAGUGCGGCGGGCGCGCCCGGCCCUGCAGCGGCGGUGGCGGCGUCGGCAUCCAAGGCUGAGGCACUCACCAAGGGACCGCUGGGUGGGGGCCCGGGCGCCGCGCCGGGGGAGCGUGGCAGCACCCUGCUCGAGUUCGCGGGCGGAACGAGCUUUGGCUCCGAGCCGGCGGCCACAUACGCGGGGCCCUCGGACGCCUUCGAGGAGAGCAUUAUGUGAGGGCCCAAGGCCGACGGAGGCGCAGCCCGCUGGGCCACCGGCCUCUACCCGGGUUGGCUCGGGCACCGGCUUCUGCACACUGGCCCCUUGCUCCUCUGGCGUCGGGGGUGCUGAGGGUCCCGCUCCUGGUGCGGUACUUUCCCCUCAGUUCCUGGCGCACUGUCCCUUCGGCCCUGGGCUUCCCUCCAGGCCCACCCAGAGGACCAGGCCUCCAAGCUCGUCCGGCCAUGUGGGGGCGCAUGGAGAGAGGAGAGCCAUGUUCGGCGGCAGAGGGCAGGGUGCGACCACCCUGACCAAGACUGCGGCAUCCGUGGGCCUAUGCAGAGAAGCUAAGCGGUAGGGAUGGCAAGCUGUUAUUUAUUUUACUCGGAUGCCGAUUUGGGUGGCCGAGGGGACAGGUGGCUGAUGAGUUUGUAACUGGGUUUUACAGCGAGGGAGGUGGACCCUUGCGUCAAGGGGAGGGUGGAGGUGUCAGGGCAGAGUGCCCGGCUACUGCAGUGGGUUUGGCUGACGACUUUUUCCCAUUCCUCAGUGCGAGACUUCAGAGACCUUCUGGUCAUUUAAGUAUGUCCGGGAAGUUUUAAGGACUGUGCACGGGACAAGGGGAAGCCUUGUGGGUUUCCAAAAGGAUGAUGUUCCUCCUCAACCCAGGGGGACAGAGAUUCAACUGGGAAAGCUUUUACUGUGGCUGUAGACUGUGGAUAUUUAUUUCCAUCUCUUGCUUGGCCUGAAGAAUCUGGGGGGAGGAGGAAGAGCCAGAAACCAAAUUUGUGGCAGGGGCAGAUGAGUUGCAGGUGUUCGUGGGGUCCCCAGGGCACUUGAAGCCUUAACCUCGGGGAUCCCUUGUUCUUCUCACCGCCUUGGAGCAUCGAGAUCAGCCAGGCUCUAGUUAGCCUGCUGGGUUUUAAUCUCAGCCUCCCCAUCGAGUGCUGUGUACUCACUUGGGCAGCUGGAGGUGGCAAACUCAGAGAUCCUUGGGGCACACUGGCAGGCUCCUGCAGCCCCGGGCCCCAGUCAUCAGCUCCCUGCGGUGCCACCUCUCCUGGAGGAGGUGGGCACAUGGGGCCCUGCCCUUCUGAGCCUGACGACUUCAGAUUUAACACCAAAUGUAAAGGGACUGAGGUUGGUAGCAGGAUCAUCCCUUAUGUCCCAUAAUUAGGGCCCUGUGACACACUGCUUCUGUCAUUGUUCUACCCUAGAAGCAAGUCAUGUUUCUGUUUUGAGCCCCAUUACACAGGGC
This is a messenger RNA of Manis javanica (Malayan pangolin), 5000 nucleotides long. RefSeq names its product zinc finger protein 316 (gene ZNF316). Gene Ontology annotation, cellular component: nucleoplasm. Gene Ontology annotation, biological process: negative regulation of transcription by RNA polymerase II; regulation of immune system process; regulation of cytokine production. The record is from RefSeq and is a predicted model, not a curated record. Gene Ontology annotation, molecular function: RNA polymerase II cis-regulatory region sequence-specific DNA binding; DNA-binding transcription repressor activity, RNA polymerase II-specific. Lineage: Eukaryota; Metazoa; Chordata; Mammalia; Pholidota; Manidae.